CAGAGGCAGAAUAAAAGUUUCAUAGUCACCACUCACUUCUUCCCCAACUUACACUUUAACAAAUAAUUUCACGGUUAAAAGGAAGACUAUAGAAACAGGUAGAGAAGAGAGAAUGAAGAGAAAGGUUCUGUUGGUGAGUUGUGUUGUUGGAUUCUUGGGUCUAUUGUCAGCUGCAACUAGCUUUGGUGCAGAAGCGACAAGGAUUAAGCGUUCUCAAGUUCAAUUUGUAACCCCAAAUCAAUGCAUAUAUCCUCGAACUCCAGCUCUACCUCUUGGUUUAACUGCAGCUCUGGCUCUCAUGGUAUCUCAGAUUGUCAUAAACGUCGCAGCCGGCUGCAUUUGUUGCCGGAAAUUCCCUCAAAUCCCUGAUUCCAGUUGGAAGGUGGCUUUGAUCAGCUUCUCUUUAUCCUGGUUCACAUUUGUUAUUGCGUUUCUUCUGUUGCUAACUGCUGCGGCCCUGAAUGAUCAACACGGCGAAGAGAGCAUAUACUUUGGCAACUACUACUGCUACAUUGUGAAGCCUAGGGUGUUUGCAGGGUGUGCAAUUUUAUCCCUUGCAAGUGUUGCCUUUGGUAUUGUCUAUUAUAUUACCUUAGCUGAGGGAAAAAAUGGUAACAACUCUUGUGAUUCCUUGGAUCCAAAUCAUGGGGGCAUAGCCAUGGGACAACCUCAGAUACCACCAACUCAAGUUAGCCAUGACCCAGUGUUUGUACAUGAAGACACAUACAUCAGAAGACAGUUCACAUGAUAAUCAGCACUAGUUCCUAUUUCUUUUAUAGUUAGAAAAAAAGGUCUAUAAUUCUAUUGUUGUGUCUAGCAGUUGGAGUAGGACUCAAAUAUAGAGAUAGUAUAAAAAAUACAUCAUUUAUGUUUUGAGAUAUGUACAUCAUCUAGUUUUCCAAGGUAAGCCAAGCUUUAUUCAUAUUCAUAGAAAUAGUAUUUGUUAGAGUUUUGUUUUUAUGUAACAACUAAUUAACUAUGUACAUGUAUCUGUCUCAAGAAUGUUUUGUGAGGGAGUUAUGUUGGUUCUGACAUACAAUACAGAAUAAAGAUGUUGCCUCCGUUUUCAUUUCAA
Molecule: messenger RNA, 1075 nt
Organism: Arachis duranensis
Lineage: Eukaryota; Viridiplantae; Streptophyta; Magnoliopsida; Fabales; Fabaceae
Exons: 3
Coding region: 113-748 (211 amino acids)
Source: RefSeq, a predicted model, not a curated record